Messenger RNA from Lodderomyces parapsilosis, 2847 nucleotides. RefSeq names its product Ase1p (gene ASE1). Gene Ontology annotation, molecular function: microtubule binding. The transcript has a single exon. The coding region runs from base 1 to 2847 and encodes 948 amino acids. Gene Ontology annotation, biological process: microtubule cytoskeleton organization; mitotic spindle midzone assembly. NCBI's taxonomy places the organism in Eukaryota, Fungi, Ascomycota, Pichiomycetes, Serinales, Debaryomycetaceae. Gene Ontology annotation, cellular component: mitotic spindle midzone; cytoplasm; spindle. The record is from RefSeq and is a predicted model, not a curated record.
AUGAAAGAGCAUAUCAAGAAAAGGCUCAGAACGAAAUCUAUACCAGAGUUAGAUUGUCAUCAGCCAGAAGUAACUGCUUCCACUCAUCACAUCCACCUAUCAGAAAACCGAAGAAUGAGCUUUCACAAUAUGUUCGACACUGAUCUACUGCAAACACAUUCCUCGUUUCAACAUGAUGUACCAGAUCAACCAGUGAUGGCAUCGCUACAGAGUACACCCAAACACCAAUUCAGCGGAGACCAAUCGAGGACAAAAUUUGGCAGUCAACACUCCAAAUCUCCCCUCGAAGAAAGGGAUAGCACGAUACUGCUGCUGACUUUAGCAAUCGAGGAUCACAACCCAACACACCAUGAUAUGAAUACCCAAUUUGAUGCCAUUCAAGUGAGAAUCAACAACGCCAUAGAUGAAUUAGAAUCUAUAUACAAAGUAAUCGGAUAUACACUGUCUGAAGUCGAACUGAAAAAGUCGGAAAUAUUCUCAAUUGUUCAAGAUACAAUUAAUAACUUUGCCAAUAGUCUAAAACGGAAGAAAAGUACUCUAGAAAACGAAUGUGAAUGGUUAAAACAACAGAUACAGGUAAUUUUAUCAAUGGUUAAUGAUGCUAGAGGGGAUAAAUCUUUAUCACUACUACAAAAGGGUCUCGUAUUUAACAAUCAUCAACAGUACAUCGAUGGUUAUAAAGAACAAAUUCUUUCCAAGAUGUCGAGUACAAGUUUCAGGUUGUUUAAGCUCGGAGAUGAAUUAACGGUGGAACAACAAUACGACUACAUGGUUAAGAAUAUUCCCGAAUUGACGCUUCUUGAGCAAAGAUCAAGAUUGAAUAUGAUAUUUGUCGAAGUGUUGAAGGUUUUUGUGAGAUUAUACAAACAAUACAACGCAUUGAACAUAGAAUGUGCUAAACUUGUAGCUUCUGUUGGAGCUACAGAAUUUGACGACAAGGUCAUCAGUCUGAUGCCGUCCUUGAGUGAAGCAGAGAUGCAUCGACAGGUUAUCGAAGAAUUUACUUGCUUGAUACUGUCGAUCAACACGAAUCAAACACCCGACCAAAGCGACAAUGAUGUAUUUGUGCUAGCAAGUCCAGUUAAAUCGUCACUGCGAGGUCAAUCGUACUCCAACGACGGAUUAAACCAAGAUAAUGUCAAGCGCUUGAGAGAAACCAAUUAUCAAUUGGUGCGAAUAAUGAGAAGUUUAAAAUUCACGCGAAUAUCCCCCGACUUGGUCCAAGCACUUCAACAGGAGAUUAAAAUGGGCCGAGAGCUGUUGGAUAAUCGAAAGAGUAACGUUAUGGAGAUCAUCAACAAAUGCCUUGAGUCCAUUGAAUUUCUUCAGUAUUCAGAUGAGCAUUUAACUGAUUUGCAAAAGAAUGAAAUGGGAGAAAGCGAAGGUUGCUUGGAUAGGGAGACAUUGAAUUUGAUACUACGCGAUCCGCUUGAGUUUGGUUUACAUGAUGACAACAUAAACUAUUUAAUUCAAUUUCAAAAUCUAGUUGAAGCAAAAAUAAGUGAAAAGCGUGAGAAAUGGCAAUACUAUUCAGAGUCGUGUAUGCUGUUGUGGGAUAGAUUAGGUGAAAGUGAAGAGUAUGUCAACAAUUUUAUGCAAAACAAUAACAACUUGUCUGAUCUUGCCCUUCUCAACUUCAAGAUGGAAUUGAAUCGAUUGUACAUUAGAAGAUCCGAGUACAUUGAAAGCUUCAUAUCAGAUGCAAGGAUCGAAAUUGAAAAUCUCUGGGACAAAAUGUUUUACCCCCAGGAAACGAGGAGCCAGUUUCAAUACUUUCAUUACGACCCUGAGAAUGAUGAUGGGGACAAAGAAAAAGUGUUGAAUAUACAUGAGGAGGAGAUCAAAAGAUUGAAUAAAGAGUAUGAAGAGAAAGCUCCCAUUUUGAAGGUAUACAACGACUUGCAAGAAUUGAUCAAAGAUCAAAAAUUUCUUCAAGAAAGCUCCAAAGAUUCGUCAAGAUUAUUGAGUAAAAAUUCUUGCAAGAUUUUGCUUCAUGAGGAGAAAAUCAGAAAACGAAUCAACAAAACCAUGCCUCAUGUCAUUGGCUCAUUAAAGCAAGAAGUGAAAAAUUACAACAACAGAGUUGUCCAAGAGGGCAAAAAACCAAUGCUGAUUGACGGGAAAGAUUUUUUUGAAGAAGUUUUGCGUCUUGAAUCUGAACACUUGAAUACUGGCACUAGAGUCAAAUCCAAAUCAGCCGCCACAUCGCCUAUGAAAAGACCAAUCAGUGCAUCGAAAGUCUCACCUGAAAGAAAACCCAAGCUGAGAUUCAUGUCAACUAGAAUACCACCAGCUCCAUCUGCAACCAGAGCUCGGAUUGUGAAGUCACCAACAACCAAUACCCGCCAAGCAACUAUAAUGAAACCUAUUCAUCAAUCGCUGGCAUCCACAAUCCACCACGUCACCAAACCAUCUCUUAGUUCGCUGUCAAGUAGCCAGGUGAAUUCGUCAACAUUGACGAUGGACAGUCCCGUGUUGGCAACACGAACUACUUCAUUCACGUCGAAACCACCAUCAGUUGAAUUGAAACCGCUAACGUCACCUCUCAAAUUGUCAACAACGAAAUUGAAUGCCCCUAACAACUGCAAAGUUGAACGAUUAACCACUAAUCGCCACCACUACAAUGAUGAGAUUCCUGAAAACAAGGAAAAUAAUUCAAUCAUGUAUGGCAAUGAUGUUGCCAAAUUAAACGAGUUUCCACCACUAAAGACGCAAUCCAACUUUACCAAUCUGCGCGAAGGGGUCAGCAGUGCAUGUACAAGUGCAGGGAAUGACACGUCAACUAUAAUUGGUGAUGAUUAUUUUGCAUGGCGAGAUGAAAAGAUUAAACAAUUGAACGAGCUAUGA